Molecule: messenger RNA, 1129 nt
Organism: Phycodurus eques (leafy seadragon)
Lineage: Eukaryota; Metazoa; Chordata; Actinopteri; Syngnathiformes; Syngnathidae
Gene: cav3
Product: caveolin 3
Exons: 2
Coding region: 77-535 (152 amino acids)
Biological process (GO): caveola assembly; regulation of membrane potential
Cellular component (GO): caveola
Molecular function (GO): connexin binding; molecular adaptor activity; transmembrane transporter binding
Source: RefSeq, a predicted model, not a curated record
GGGUUCAGAAGCCAUCCGCUGUGCCUGCGGUGUGCGCUUUGGCGGCUCUCCCCUCACUGUCUUCAUCACGUCAAGUAUGGCGGACCAGUACCUGUACAACACCAACGAGGAGAAGAUCAUGAAGGACAGCAACACCAAGGAGAUCGAUCUCAUCAACAGAGACCCCAAGCAGAUCAACGAGGACGUGGUGAAGGUGGAGUUUGAGGAUGUCAUCGCAGAGCCAGACGGCACACACAGCCUGGACGGCGUAUGGAAGCUCAGCUACACCACCUUCACCGUGUCCAAGUACUGGUGCUACCGCAUUCUGUCCGCCAUCUUCGGCAUCCCCGUGGCGCUGCUCUGGGGCUUCCUGUUCGCCUGCAUCUCCUUCUGCCACAUCUGGGCCGUGAUGCCCUGCAUCAAGAGCUGCCUGAUCGAGUCGCAGUGCGUCAGCCGCAUCUACUUGCUGUGCAUUCAGACCUUCUGCGAUCCGUUGUUUGAAGCUCUGGGCAAGAUCUUCAGCAGCGUACGAGUGGCAGUGCGCAAGGAAGUCUAAAAACUCACACGACACUGCUGUUAAUAGUGCGAUCAGAUGAGGUCUGGUAUCUUUUUCUACACCAACUUGGCGCCUUACCAGGCGACAAUGCUGUUCACCGGACUCUCAUCUCAAAGGGGUCUGUUAUCAUGACAUUUUGGUAGUAAUUUUGUACAAAUAAUUACAGUGAUUAGUCGAAGAGUGAGCUAUUUGCAACACCUUGGCAUCCUACCAUGCUGUUCACCACCCUCUCAUCUUCUAGGGGCCCAUUAUUAUGAGAUUUUAGAAAGAUUUUGUACAUGAAAGUACAGUUAUUUGUAGAAAGUUGACAUAUUUGCAUCACCUCGGCAAGGUAGCGCACCUUGCUGUACCCCGCUCUCUUAUCCUUGAAGGAUUUGCUAUCAUUUAGUCAGAUUUUCUCCCAAAAAGUACAGUUAUUAGUAGAAAUUUGACGUUUGUUGCAAUUGUUUUCGAGUGAAUGGAUUUGAAGAAAAUAGUACAAUAAGAAAUGCUUAGAAAUUACCCCAAAAAUAUAAAACAGCUUUUUCUGCCUGGUAUUAUUCCAAUGUUUUGUCCGUGUCCAAUGAAAAGCAGCAAAUUUGGUCGGGGAAAAAA